AUGCGAUUGACUAGGUUACUUCAGUCGACAGCUUCGUUGAAAUCCUCAACCAGAAGCAGCAUUGUUUCUACUUCAACCUUGAAGUUGGACCCUGGAUCAACGGUGUUUUCAGCAAUUCAGCCCACGGGAGUCUUUCAUCUGGGCAAUUAUUUAGGUGCUGUACGGUCAUGGGCAGAUAUUUCAGAUGUAGCUCCAACUGAUGCGAAAUUGUUCUUUGCUGUAGCAGAUUUGCACGCUUUGACGAUACCAAAGGAUCCUGUUAAACUUCGCGAAUGGCGUCAACAAGCCUUAGCAAGUAUAAUAGCAUCAGGUAUAGAUCCAGAAAGAUGUAUUGUCUAUCACCAGUCAUCAGUUGCUGAGCAUAGUCAAUUAUACUGGAUUCUGUCAACCAUCACAGGAAUGGGAUAUUUAAAUAGGAUGGUUCAGUGGAAAUCCAAGGCAGAUGUUUCUGAAUUGGCAUCUAUCAGUGACAUGAAUGAAGAAAGUCUACGAAAUUUACAGCUUGGGUUAUUUGCUUAUCCUGCUUUGCAAGCAGCAGAUAUUUUGAUCCACAAGGCGAACUAUGUUCCAGUGGGGGAAGACCAGUCACAGCACUUGGAGCUUACAAGAUAUAUCACAUCUACAUUUAACCAUAGAUUUGGAGACAAAAAGAACCCUAUUUUUCCAACCCCCUCAACUCUUUUUGCCCCUUUUAAAAAAAUUGCAUCUUUAAGAGACACCACAAAGAAAAUGUCCAAGUCGGAUCCUGAUCAGAACUCUUGUGUCUAUAUAACAGACGAACCAAAGGUAAUCCAAAAGAAAAUUCGAAGAGCCGUCACUGAUUCAAUUCAAGGUCCAAUAACAUUUGAUCCAAUCGAACGACCAGGUGUUUCGAAUCUUCUCGUCGUGGCUUCAGGGCUUUUACGAACAGAGCCUCAAACGCUCUUAGAAACUCAACUCUCGCACAUUAAAGACCAUAAACAAUUUAAAGACGCUGUUUCGGAUAUUUUGGUCGAGUCUCUAGCGACUGUCAGGGAUAAUUAUAAGCGAUUACUUGAUGACCCGUCUUAUAUUGAGCAAGUUUCUCGUAAUGGAACAUUGCGAGCAAGAGAAUCAGCUUCGAAGACACUCGACCAAGUGAACCGUGCGGUUGGCCUGUAA
Molecule: messenger RNA, 1140 nt
Organism: Sugiyamaella lignohabitans
Lineage: Eukaryota; Fungi; Ascomycota; Dipodascomycetes; Dipodascales; Trichomonascaceae
Gene: MSW1
Product: tryptophan--tRNA ligase MSW1
Exons: 1
Coding region: 1-1140 (379 amino acids)
Biological process (GO): mitochondrial tryptophanyl-tRNA aminoacylation
Cellular component (GO): mitochondrial matrix; mitochondrion
Molecular function (GO): ATP binding; tryptophan-tRNA ligase activity
Source: RefSeq, a predicted model, not a curated record